AUCUCGCGACCGUCUAUCUCCUUGCACAAGGUCAAAUACAUUGGAACUGAAUAUGGCCGCUGCAGUUCAAGCCGUCCUUGGAAAGCAACCGAUAACGAUUCGCUGGGGAGUUAUCGGCGCUGGCUGGAUCUCGGGGUGUUUCGUUAGGGAUAUUGUCCUGGACCCGAAGACGCGCGGCGUAGAAGAUGUCAUCCACACCUUCGCGGCCGUGGGUUCGCGGGACGUUGCCAAAGGGCGCGAAUUUGCGGAGAAGAACGCACCCCACUCUACGGGUGUGAAAGUGUACGGCUCAUAUGAAGAGGUCGCUGCUGACCCGGAGGUGGACGCUAUCUACGUCGGCACACCGCACACGUACCACUACGAGCACUCUAUGAUCUCCCUCAAGGGGGGCAAGCACGUCCUGUGCGAGAAGCCUGUCACGUCUAAUGCCGCCGAGUUCAAAGCACUUGUCGCGUUCGCAAAGGAGAAGAACCUCUUCUUUAUGGAGGCUAUGUGGACACGCUUCCAGCCUGUGGCCGAGUUUGUAAAGCAGAUUGUGGCUGAGGAUAAGCUGGGGCCUGUGCGUUUGGUGACUGCUGACCUUGCGGGCGACUUUAAGCUCGAUCAGAUCCCCAAGACCCACCGUAUCCUCGAUCCCAAGCUUGGCGGUGGUGCACUUCUUGAUCUCGGCCCGUAUCCCUUCGUAUGGCUCAUCAUCUCCCUCUUUGAGUAUCCCAAGAACCAGAACCGCCGCCCCACCUCCAUCACUGGUGCGAUGAUGAAGACUCCUCUAACCGGGGUGGACCAGAACACAGUCAUUGUGCUCGACUUUGACCAUAUCCCCGCACAGGCCAUCCUGUCGUGCAGCAUCAACCUGCCCUCAUCUGUGCCCGCGGUACACAUCCGCUGUGCGAACGGGACGAUCAGCAUCGAUCCUCCGAUCUAUAAGCCUUCGACUGUUGUCGUCCAGGAGUUUGCACCUGGCACCUCCAACGUCAUCCGCGAGGAGAAGCGGGUGUUCAAGUUCGAGGGCGGUGGAUGGCACUUCCAGGCGGAUGAGGUCGCCCGCUGCAUCAGGGAUGGUAAGAUUUCCAGCGACGUCUGGACUCUCGAGAAGACGCUGUUUGAGAUGGAAGUGUUCGACGAGGUUCGCAAGCAGGGCAAAUACACCUUCCCGCCCGGCGUGGAGAAGGUCACAAGCUUCCCAUAAGUAAUCCAUCCAAUCGACUGGGGUUGUAAUUCCGUACAGUUGCAUACAGGUGAAAAUAAGCAGGCAUGAUUAAGUCUACAAUGAGAUCAUACAUAGGGUCCUGGGAGUCGACAGAGUCACAGUCACAGAUGAAACUCGGGCUUCUUUGUGUUGAUACCAUACUCUGCCAAUGCAGCACUAAGGUCGUCCAUAGUGAGGACGGUGCGUGUGCGAUCGUUCCUGGCUGAUGUGCCCGCAAAGCUUGCUUUCAACCGACUUGGGGCAGCAUUUGUCCGUAUACGUGCAUGCUGAAAGGCAUCUGAAGCGAUGUCUGCGAUGAAUUUUUGUGCAGCGAGAGAUAUCAACCGCUUUAAUCGAACAUCGUGGCACUCGAAGCCGACUUGCUGCAGGUAGUAAUCAGUAAUUUCGGCUGGAAUGAGUGGCUCAUAUUCAUCUAGCAUGAGCAUGAACUCGGCGAGCGUACGGUCCUUCCUCGCCAGCUCUUCUUCCCUC
This is a messenger RNA of Dacryopinax primogenitus, 1681 nucleotides long. Its product is annotated as NADP-binding protein. Gene Ontology annotation, molecular function: nucleotide binding. Bases 53 to 1189 code for a protein of 378 amino acids. Lineage: Eukaryota; Fungi; Basidiomycota; Dacrymycetes; Dacrymycetales; Dacrymycetaceae. The transcript is spliced from 10 exons. The record is from RefSeq and is a predicted model, not a curated record.